AAAGACUGCAGCCGAACCGCCUCUCCCUCUCUCCCUCUCCCUCUCAGAAGAGAGAAGAAAGGAAAGGAGGAAUCCCUAACUCCCUUCCGUUCGGUCGUAAUUCUGAGAGAGAAGAAUAAAGCUGAUUCCGGAGGUCAAAUAUGUAUUCGUCGAAUCCGGUAAUGCCUACAGUCUCCACAGCAAAUGCAUCAGUACCUAGACUCACCACUCUUCCAUGUAAAAGUCUAUCAGGUCUAAAGGAAGAUGCUAGGCAGGGGAAUUUGCAGAUCCUUGGUUCUGGAUUGGCUUUACCCAUCAGGCCGCCUUUAAGAGUUCAAUAUAAAGUGGCCAUUCCACUUAUCCACAAGGCUUCAUCUCGUAACGUGAGAUGCAGUGCUGCUUUGAAUGCUAGAUGUGCAACUGAGCAGCAGACUAUUCAACAGCAAUCGGCGGUAAUUACUAAUGCUCCUGUUCAAGGUAAAGAAAAGUCGCCUGAACUUGAUGAUGGUGGGACUGGAUUUCCGCCACGAGAUGAUGACGAUGGUGGAGGUGGUGGUGGUGGUGGGGGUGGUGGAUGGACUGGUGGUUUCUUUUUCUUUGGGUUCCUUGCGUUUCUAGGACUUUUGAAAGAUCAAGAAAGCGAGGGGCCUUACAGCAAGGAUAGACGGAGAUAAGGAUUGAUUAAUGGAAAUCAGCUGCUGUUGGUUAAAAGCGUUUGGCUCUGCAGAUGGCUCUUCGUCGCAAAUGUUGUCAUCCGUCGGCGGUCUGUGGUUCAUUUAGUUGUGGAAAGUGCUUAGGGAAAUGCAGAUUCAUCUUGCAGUUUCAUAAUCGAAUCCAAGUUGAUAUUUGGCGGGGAGUAGAUAAAGAUCCGAGCCGGUUGCAUAUAAUUGUUGGAUCUCAAUCAAUCAUUUGAAGUGCUAGAGCCAGAGUGUACCGUGAAUGAUUAAUAGACUACGUACUAUGUUCAGUAGGAACCAUAUCAUUGGAACUUCUUCCUUUUGAGAAAAGUGAGGAAAUUAUUCUUUUCCGA
This is a messenger RNA of Nymphaea colorata (pocket water lily), 1009 nucleotides long. RefSeq names its product protein YELLOW LEAF 1, choloroplastic-like. The transcript has 6 exons. Gene Ontology annotation, cellular component: chloroplast. Gene Ontology annotation, biological process: thylakoid membrane organization; chloroplast organization. The record is from RefSeq and is a predicted model, not a curated record. Bases 141 to 653 code for a protein of 170 amino acids. Lineage: Eukaryota; Viridiplantae; Streptophyta; Magnoliopsida; Nymphaeales; Nymphaeaceae.